Molecule: messenger RNA, 1032 nt
Organism: Betta splendens (Siamese fighting fish)
Lineage: Eukaryota; Metazoa; Chordata; Actinopteri; Anabantiformes; Osphronemidae
Product: heat shock protein 67B1
Exons: 4
Coding region: 30-941 (303 amino acids)
Biological process (GO): response to heat; protein refolding
Molecular function (GO): protein folding chaperone
Source: RefSeq, a predicted model, not a curated record
GCGUGUUUCUGGGUCUCCCUCCCUGCAACAUGGCUGAAGCCCAUGCUGAGCUGUGCGGGGACCCCCUGAGGAGGCGGCGGCAGCCGGGCCCAGUCCUCCGUCAGGAUCCAGACCGGCUCCAGAACCGCACGCCCGCCCCCCUGUUCGUGCCCUUCAUCACCGGGCCGGCGCCGCGGCCCAUUCAGAAGAUGAGCCAGGAGCAGCACAUGUGGAGGGUGGACCUGGACGUGGCCCACUUCUCCUCCGCCGACAUCUCUGUCAGCGUCAGACGCGGCUUCUUGGAGGUCGAAGGGAAACACGGCGAGAGGCCGGACGAGCACGGAUCCACUGCCAGAUGUUUUACAAGGAAGUUCAGGCUUCCGUCUGAGCUCGACGUUGCCAGAAUGACCUCCACGCUCUCUGUGGACGGGAUCCUGACGGUGGAAGCUCCGGUUCCUGAAGCCUCCGUUCCUGCCGCCGUCAUCAUUCCCAUAAAGGUGGAGAUAGAGACAGAAGACAGCCCCGAGACGGACCCAGACAGCAGCGGAGCGCCGGAGGCCCAGAGGCUUCUGGGAACGCUGGAGCCGGAGGAUUAUGGGAAGGACUCUCCACUGGAGGAGCCUGGUGACAGAGCCCCUCCCGGCAGCAGCUCAGCUGAGCCUCAGCCGCGUGACGGGAGCAGGGAGCAGGAGGAGACCCGUGGGAAGCCAGCUGCAGAGUCCCACCCUUCAGCGUCUGCAGAUGGCGGCGACACACAGCGUUGUCAGGGUUCCUCCGAGCACCGCGAAGCAACGCAGAGCCAGGAGUCCCCAGACGCGCUCACACCCGAAGAGCCCGCGCCCGAGCGAAUGAGCGGCGAGAGCCAGAAAAGCCGGCGUGAGGAGCCGGAGCCGGGCCAGAGUCAGGCGGGCCAGGUCCAGAGCCGGGAGCCGGAGGUUCCCCUCACUCAACGGGCAGAGUAGAGCUUCAGCAGAGCAGCUCGCUUUGCUACAAACCCAAUAAUCAGCAGCCAUCGCUCUAAAUGUGCUUUAAUAAAAAUAGCAUCUGAAAAUA